Nymphaea colorata (pocket water lily) is the source of this 1320-nucleotide messenger RNA. RefSeq names its product GDSL esterase/lipase At5g03610-like. Gene Ontology annotation, molecular function: hydrolase activity, acting on ester bonds. NCBI's taxonomy places the organism in Eukaryota, Viridiplantae, Streptophyta, Magnoliopsida, Nymphaeales, Nymphaeaceae. Bases 94 to 1170 code for a protein of 358 amino acids. The transcript is spliced from 5 exons. The record is from RefSeq and is a predicted model, not a curated record.
CAUGUUAUUAUAUAUACAGGCACCACGCACAAGGAUAUUUGCACAUUCCUCCUCCAACCCCCUCUCCUCUCUCUCUCUCUCUGCGUGUCAAAAAUGGGUGCAAAAUUCUUCCUUUGCCUAUUCGUGGUGCUUCUGUUAGGCAGCAAAUCAGAUGGGUAUGAGGAGAACGACAGCCGCCACCACCGCCACCACCACCAUCACCACCACCACCACCACCGUCACCGCCUCGGCUACUCCCAGAAGGUGCUCUUUGUCUUUGGAGACUCUUAUGUGGACACGGGAAAUAUAAAUCAGUCGCUGUCUAAGUCUUGGAAGGACCCAUACGGCAUCACCUUCCCUGGAAAACCUUCCGGCAGGUUUUCCGAUGGCCGCGUCUUCACGGACUUCGUCGCUGCGUAUAUGGGUAUCCCGAAUCCUGUUACCUACAGGGUAAGGGAAGUUGCCGGAAAGCGAAAACAGUUCGGCAUGAAUUUUGCGUAUGGAGGAACCGGCGUCUUCAACACGCUCGUUGCGUUGCCAAACAUGACCACACAGAUCGAUUUUUUCGAGAAACUCAUCAAAACGGGCGUGUACGAUGAGACCGAUCUCAAGUCCUCCAUCGCCCUCGUGUCGGUUGCCGGCAACGAUUACAGCGCUUACUUAACGAAGAACAAUGGGAGUUUCGCGGGUUUGACGACCUUCGUGGAGGCGGUGGUGAACCAGACGGCGGCGAACGUGAAACGGAUCCUGGGGUUGGGGGUGCAGAAGGUGGCGAUGAUGGGGAUGCAGCCGUUGGGCUGCCUGCCGACGAGAACGAGGGCGACGUCCUACAAGAGCUGCGAUGCGCAAUCCAACAUGGCCGUCGCCUACCACAACGAGCUGCUGCGGAAGGCCGUCGGUUCCAUCAAUGCAACCCUCAGCCCACCAUCCAAGAUCGCCAUCCUCGAUCUCUAUGGCUCCUUCAACUCCGUACUGCAAGGUUCCAAAUUCAAAGACCCAUUGAAGCCGUGCUGCAGGGGAGUGAACUCGAGCUUUACAUGCGGUAACGUGGACCAGCAGGGGAAUAAGCUGUACGAGCUGUGCUCGACACCAGUGUCCACCUUCUUCUGGGACGAAGUGCACCCAACCCAAGACGGCUGGACCACAGUGGUCCCAUCUCUCAUGCCUACUCUCCAUGCCCUCCUGUCCUAAUGAGUUUCCAUUUUGUGAUCAGCUGAGAGAGUGUCCAAUAAGCACAAUAGAUUUCACUCUGCCAUCUUUCUCGAGCAAUUUCAUUAAUAAAUGCAAUAAGUGCAUAGUGCUCUCAAACUCUGCAAUUUAAUAAAUUUAUUUAUGCUUUUA